GAGGGAGAGAGAUAGGAGGUGAAGAGGAGAAAGAGCAGACACAGAAGAGGAGGAGGGUGUUCUUCUGGAUGAGGACAGCAAACCCUCCACUUACCCAGGGGAUCCCUCAGACCACACUCACCCUGGAUGACCAGUGCUGGAUUAUAGGACCAGGACUGUUCUGCAGCCAGACAUGCACCUUGGGUGAGGCUGCAGGGGACUCGUCUACCAAGGAGGGAUCCCAGUGUCUCUGGCCACAUUGCAGACUAUGAGGGCAUGCAUGGGCUGAGGAUCCUCACAAGGCACCACAGGCAGGUCCUCACAGUGUUCUGCUGCUGGUUCUGAACCUCUAGACAUGGGAAAUAUCUCCUCCAAUAUCUCCUCCUUCCAGUCCCUGCACAUUGUCAUGCUUGGCCUGGACUCUGCCGGAAAGACGACCGUAUUAUAUCGGCUCAAGUUCAAUGAGUUUGUCAAUACCGUGCCCACCAUUGGCUUCAACACGGAAAGGAUACGACUGAGCAAUGGAGCAGCCAAGGGAAUCAGCUGUCACUUCUGGGAUGUGGGGGGUCAGGAGAAAUUGCGCCCCCUGUGGAAGUCAUACAGCCGAUGUACGGAUGGGAUCAUCUACGUGGUGGACUCCGUCGACUCCGAUCGGCUGGAAGAGGCCAAGACCGAGCUGCACAAAGUGACUAAGUUUGCGGAGAACCAAGGGACUCCGCUUCUGGUCAUCGCCAAUAAGCAGGAUUUGCCCAAGUCCCUGGCAGUGGCCGAGAUCGAAAGACAGCUGGCACUGCAAGAACUGAGCCCGUCCACCCCUUACCACGUCCAACCGGCCUGCGCUAUCAUUGGAGAGGGGCUGACAGAAGGCAUGGACAAACUCUAUGAGAUGAUCCUCAAGAGAAGAAAGACACUCAAACAGAAAAAAAAGCAGCGGUAACAAUGGGUAAUUUGACAGGAUGCCAACCAAAGAUGCCCACCAUGACCCGCUGCGGUUGGCUUGGCAUUUCUAGAAACUCCUUGCACUGUGUGACAAGGGGUUGGAGUUUACCCCAGGUGCAGGGCAGGACCCUGCCAUUUAGACCCUUGUAUGCUGAAGGCAAUAGCCAUGUCGUUGCCGAGCAAUACGUGGCCCAAUUCUUCCCCAAUGGCGGUUAUAAUAAAAUGGUGCUCUGAAGUCUAUGGAGUGGCAGCCCUGGCAUUGGACUAGGGGACAGUCGACCACCUAUGUUGAGUGAUAGACCUUAUUCAAUCUCUCUAAUUUAUCCUCCGGCCCAAAAAAAAAGGAUGAAACUUGAAGUUUUGAGUGUACAGUGUUGACUUUCUUCUCUGUAGACAUGUCCUGGUAUCACCGGGGGGUUGGUGUCUUUCCUGUCUGGUCUGACAGCUGUGCCUGGUGUUCAUUUUCCCCCUUCUUUCCUACACUCUUCACUCUUUCUCUCUCCUCUCAUUCAUAGCCACAGGUUACAAAUGUAACAUGAAUUUUGUGCUACAUUUCUGUGAUUUCCGUCUGACAAUGAGUAGGAGGGUUCAGGUUUUGGGGUGGGAUCCAUGGCUGGUAUCAUUCUGGUGCCCAUUUCUACUGCAUGAGAUUAAUAUGUCAGAUUGCUAGAAUUGCCUGUUAUCCUUGUCUUUUCUAGCCUACAUAUUAUUUGCACUCCUUACUAAACAAAAAAAAAAACAUGAUUGUUGAAUUUUAAUGCUUUGCUUGUUUGUCUGUUUCGUUGGUCUCUGGUGUCUUUGCAUUCGUGGUGGGCGACGCACCCAUGGGGAAGGGGAGUAAACUGGAAAUAAGGUGCUUGUCUGUGCGUGCACAGAUCUCACACUUGCUACAGAUCUCAUUUUUAAUUUUUUUUUUUAAAUAUUUAAUGCUAAAUUUAUAUCCGUACACCUACCUGUGCAGGUAGAGAGCAUAGUCAAUUUACAUAUUAUGUGUGUAUUUUCAUUGAAUCCCAUGACUAGAGGUGGCAGA
This is a messenger RNA of Hyla sarda, 1948 nucleotides long. RefSeq names its product ADP ribosylation factor like GTPase 4C (gene ARL4C). The transcript has a single exon. Gene Ontology annotation, cellular component: cytoplasm. NCBI's taxonomy places the organism in Eukaryota, Metazoa, Chordata, Amphibia, Anura, Hylidae. The record is from RefSeq and is a predicted model, not a curated record. The coding region runs from base 335 to 916 and encodes 193 amino acids. Gene Ontology annotation, biological process: endocytic recycling; intracellular protein transport. Gene Ontology annotation, molecular function: GTP binding; GTPase activity.